GCGUGCCGCCGCCGUCGCUGCCGCCUCCGCUACCGCUAGUGGAAGAAGAUGGCGGAAGGCGGAGCGGCGGACCUGGACACCCAGCGUUCUGACAUCGCGACGCUGCUCAAAACCUCGCUCCGGAAAGGGGACACCUGGUAUCUAGUAGAUAGUCGGUGGUUCAAACAGUGGAAAAAAUAUGUUGGCUUCGACAGUUGGGACAAAUACCAGAUGGGAGAUCAAAAUGUCUAUCCUGGACCCAUCGAUAACUCUGGACUUCUCAAAGAUGGCGAUGCUCAGUCACUUAAGGAACACCUUAUCGACGAGUUGGAUUACAUACUGUUGCCGACUGAGGGCUGGAAUAAACUUGUCAGCUGGUACACGCUGAUGGAAGGCCAAGAGCCAAUAGCAAGAAAGGUGGUAGAACAGGGCAUGUUUGUAAAGCACUGCAAAGUGGAAGUCUACCUCACAGAACUGAAGCUCUGCGAGAAUGGGAACAUGAACAAUGUUGUAACUCGGAGAUUUAGCAAAGCUGACACAAUAGACACAAUUGAAAAGGAAAUAAGAAAGAUCUUCAAUAUUCCAGAUGAAAAAGAGGCCAGACUAUGGAACAAGUAUAUGAGUAACACAUUUGAGCCACUGAAUAAGCCAGACAGCACCAUCCAGGAUGCCGGCCUAUACCAAGGACAGGUGUUAGUGAUAGAACAAAAAAAUGAAGACGGAACGUGGCCCAGGGGUCCCUCUGCUCCUAAGUCCCCAGGUGCAUCCAAUUUUUCAACUUUACCAAAGAUCUCUCCUUCAUCUCUAUCAAAUAAUUAUAACAACAUCAACAACAGAAAUGUGAAAAACUCCAAUUAUUGUCUCCCAUCAUAUACUGCUUACAAGAACUAUGAUUAUUCGGAACCUGGAAGAAACAAUGAACAGCCAGGCCUGUGUGGCCUAAGUAACUUGGGAAACACAUGUUUCAUGAACUCAGCCAUUCAGUGUUUGAGCAACACACCUCCACUUACUGAAUAUUUCCUCAAUGAUAAGUACCAAGAAGAGCUGAAUUUUGACAAUCCCUUAGGAAUGAGAGGUGAAAUAGCUAAAUCAUAUGCUGAACUCAUCAAGCAGAUGUGGUCUGGAAAGUUUAGCUACGUCACUCCAAGAGCAUUUAAGACACAAGUAGGACGUUUUGCACCUCAGUUCUCUGGAUAUCAACAGCAAGACUGCCAAGAACUACUAGCUUUCCUAUUAGAUGGAUUACAUGAGGAUUUGAAUAGAAUUAGGAAAAAACCAUAUAUCCAGUUAAAAGAUGCUGAUGGGAGGCCAGACAAGGUGGUUGCUGAAGAAGCCUGGGAAAACCAUUUAAAAAGAAAUGAUUCUAUCAUAGUAGACAUAUUUCAUGGCCUUUUCAAGUCUACGUUAGUGUGUCCUGAGUGUGCUAAGAUCUCAGUGACCUUCGACCCUUUCUGUUACUUGACACUUCCAUUGCCUAUGAAAAAGGAACGUAGCUUAGAAGUUUAUUUAGUUAGAAUGGAUCCACUUGCUAAACCUAUGCAAUACAAAGUCAUUGUGCCCAAAAUUGGAAAUAUACUAGACCUUUGUACAGCACUGUCUGCUUUGUCGGGAGUACCUGCAGAUAAGAUGAUAGUCACUGACAUAUAUAAUCAUAGAUUUCACAGGAUAUUUGCAAUGGAUGAGAACCUGAGUAGUAUUAUGGAGCGGGAUGAUAUUUAUGUGUUUGAAAUUAACAUCAACAGGACAGAAGACACAGAACAUGUGGUUAUUCCUGUUUGCCUCAGAGAAAAAUUCAGACACUCAAGUUACACUCACCACACUGGCUCUUCACUGUUCGGCCAGCCUUUUCUUAUGGCCGUGCCACGGAAUAAUACUGAAGAUAAACUCUACAAUCUCCUGCUCUUGAGAAUGUGCCGGUAUGUCAAGAUGUCUACUGAAACUGAGGAAACUGAUGGACCCCUGCGUUGCUGUGAGGACCAGAAUAUUAAUGGGAAUGGUCCAAAUGGCAUACAUGAAGAAGGCUCACCAAGUGAGAUGGAGACAGAUGAACCAGAUGAUGAGUCCAGCCAGGAUCAAGAACUUCCCUCAGAGAAUGAGAACAGUCAGUCUGAAGAUUCAGUCGGAGGAGAUAACGAUUCUGAAAAUGGAUUGUGUACUGAAGAAACAUGCAAAGGUCAACUGACGGGACACAAAAAGCGAUUGUUUACAUUCCAGUUCAACAACUUAGGCAACACUGAUAUCAACUACAUCAAAGACGACACCAGGCAUAUAAGAUUUGAUGAUAGGCAGCUUCGGCUAGAUGAAAGAUCUUUUCUCGCCUUGGACUGGGACCCUGACUUGAAGAAGAGAUAUUUUGAUGAGAAUGCUGCAGAGGAUUUUGAAAAACAUGAAAGCGUGGAAUAUAAACCUCCAAAAAGGCCCUUUGUGAAGUUAAAAGACUGCAUUGAGCUUUUCACAACAAAAGAGAAGCUAGGUGCUGAAGACCCCUGGUAUUGUCCAAAUUGUAAAGAGCAUCAGCAAGCCACCAAGAAAUUAGAUCUGUGGUCCCUGCCUCCCGUUCUUGUGGUGCAUCUAAAGAGAUUCUCCUAUAGUCGCUACAUGAGAGACAAGCUAGAUACGUUAGUCGAUUUUCCCAUCAGUGACUUGGAUAUGUCGGAAUUCCUAAUUAACCCAAAUGCAGGCCCUUGCCGCUAUAAUUUGAUUGCUGUUUCCAAUCACUAUGGAGGGAUGGGAGGAGGACAUUAUACUGCUUUUGCAAAGAACAAAGAUGAUGGAAAGUGGUACUAUUUUGAUGACAGUAGCGUCUCCACUGCAUCUGAAGACCAAAUUGUGUCCAAAGCAGCAUACGUGCUCUUCUACCAGAGACAGGACACUUUCAGUGGAACUGGCUUCUUCCCUCUCGACCGAGAAACUAAAGGUGCUUCAGCUGCUACAGGUGUCCCCCUGGAAAGUGACGAAGACAGCAAUGAUAAUGACAAUGACCUAGAAAAUGAAAACUGUAUGCACACUAAUUAACGAAAGUCCAAGAAGCCAUACGAGAGAGAGAAAGAGAGAGAGACUUUCCUGCCGGUGGUAUCUGUGGAGACGGAGUUACCCACCGCAUUAAACAGAGGUCUGAGAGGAGGCGUUUCAGAUACCCGAAUGUAAAUCCUUUAUCAGAUUUUAACUUGUGCAGUACUUGAAGUGAAACACAAUGAAAACUUUAACAGAAAUUGUCUCUUAAUACAUUUACAGUCUUGUAUUUACAAGCUAAAUAUAUAUAGGAAAUCACAAAUAAAUCCCUUUUAAGUUUGCUGCUGUUUUGAUGAAUUAUGUUUUCUUUAAUUUUUGGAUGUGACUUAAUUGAUGACAAAUGUUAACUUUGUGGAUGUUGGUCAUUAAUUUUGCUCUAAUAAUACUGCAAGGAAACUCUGGCUGAACUGAGUUCUUGGGUGAUCUAGUCCUGUGCGCUAGGCUGCCUGUCUGCACCUCUCGGGUACUUAGCUGCUGUCACUGUGGCUCAGACACUGCAGUGCCCUUGGUACACCAGGUCUCCCAGUCUGUCUGUCCCUGGUAAUCAGUGUGGCUCUGUUACCACAACCUGAGGAGCGGUCUUGAGGAAGUUCCCUUUUGUUGUAUCAUUAAAGUGCAGAACAUUACGUUUAUCUCACUCACUGUGGGAACACGUUCUAGAUUUCACAUGCCAUCAAAAUCAUUUUCAGCUACAUGUAAGUAUCUUUCACUGCAAUUGGAAUCUAUAAAUUUUUCAAUUUUGUUUUGGUUUAAAAUGCUUAUCUUCAAUCCACUGUUGGUUAAAAUGAAAGGUUUUAUUUUUGCUGUCUAUUAUUCUCCACUCCAUUUUGGUAAUUUGGCAACUUUUUAGCUCUCCCAGUUACUAUAGCUUUAAGGCAGGCUGGUUAGUACUCUGUAUCUGUAGUAAGAAUUGCAUCAAAGUUAGGCGAGGUUUUCUGUUCAUGUACUAGCCUUUAACUCAUUGCUAAUUUGACUCUAGAGGUAGGUCUGUUAACUUUCUCUGUGUGUUCCUGAUGGAAUUCACCAUAGCCUUACAGCUUCUCUCAGAAGGUAACUUGUAUAAGAGAAAUAGCAUUUGCAUGUUCGUUCCACAGUCAGAACCUGUGCAGCACAUGACGCAUACAAACCUUGGGUUUCAUUUAGCUUCUCACAGUCAAGGAUCCAAGACGCCAAAUAUAUAUGUGAGCAUUUGAUAUAUUUUCAUUUGCUGCUUUUCUCUCCCUCUGAUCCAGUUGAAAGAAUGUAUGGAUGAUUGGCAGGCAAUACUGCCUUUAAUAGGAAACUAAAUGCUGGGGCACAUUUCACAUCCGACUACCUGAGAAAUCGCUUUGUGUCCCACUGUUAUUAAAGCAAAAAUUAUAAUGUUCUUCACUUGAACUAAUCAAAUACAAUAGAUUAUAAAUUGUGUAUUGUAAAUAAAAGUUCACUCUGUGAGUGCACAUUUUGGUAAAUUAUUUAUUUAUGUUAGCAUUUUAAAAGAAAGGGAAAAAAGUGCAUUUGACCAGGAUAAGUAAGGUAUGUUGAUCAUGGCUUUGCUUUAUAUCUUGAUAUUAAAGCUGGUUUUUCAUCCUGGUCUUUUAAAAGCUGCUUUGGGUGUUGUUUCUUUUUUCUUUUCUUUUCUCUUUUUUUCUUCUUUUUAUCUCUCUCUCUCUUUUUUUUUAAAUGUAAACACAACCUCCUGCAUGACAGAGGUUAAUAUUUUGUCUGCACUUGGGUUCACUUGAGUUUACAUUUGAAAUGUGCAUGUUUAUUUAUACAGAUUUCAAUAAAGCUAUUGACAGCCUUA
Rattus rattus (black rat) is the source of this 4777-nucleotide messenger RNA. RefSeq names its product ubiquitin specific peptidase 15 (gene Usp15). Gene Ontology annotation, molecular function: cysteine-type deubiquitinase activity. Bases 49 to 2994 code for a protein of 981 amino acids. The record is from RefSeq and is a predicted model, not a curated record. Lineage: Eukaryota; Metazoa; Chordata; Mammalia; Rodentia; Muridae. Gene Ontology annotation, biological process: protein deubiquitination. The transcript is spliced from 22 exons.